Malassezia globosa CBS 7966 is the source of this 1269-nucleotide messenger RNA. RefSeq lists its product as uncharacterized. NCBI's taxonomy places the organism in Eukaryota, Fungi, Basidiomycota, Malasseziomycetes, Malasseziales, Malasseziaceae. The coding region runs from base 1 to 1269 and encodes 422 amino acids. Gene Ontology annotation, biological process: COPI coating of Golgi vesicle. The transcript has a single exon. The record is from RefSeq and is a predicted model, not a curated record.
AUGGUGCGGCUAGUGACUUUUUUGGCUUUUCCCCGGUGCCAAAUGCAUUGUUGGCGCCUUCAACAGAGGGGAAGACACAAGUAUACGUCCACUGUGGCUCAGAAGUAUAAGGAAGAGCUACAUCGUCGUGCUGCACAGGAUGCUGGACCCCUUGGUGUUCGCUCUGCAUUUGCUGUGUCAGGCGCUUCUUCCUCUUCCUCCGCCGGCGCCGCUAAGGGAGGAGGGAGCAAGACCACUUCAGACGACAUGGACUUUUUUGAUGAGUGGGACUCAGCGAUAACACCUACUACAACAGCUCCAGCAACGAGUCAAGAGGUUCCAGCCCCUCCUAUUGCAGAUGUAGAUGCCGGUGCCACGGCGGUCCCCAUGAACGAGACAACGCAGCCAAAGCCCCCGUCAUCUGCUGCUACUUCCACUCCUGCUGCUGUGCCGCGUCCGGUCUCAUCUGCAUCUUUGCGUGCCAAGGCCCGUCCCGCAAGUACGCUAGGUGCUGUGCGCUCUAGCGGCGGUACUGCUUUGGGUGCACGACCUACGAAAUUAGGCCUCGGCGUGCGUAAAACCAGCGUGCCCGUUAACUUUGACGAGGCUGAGCAACGUCUGAAAAUGGAGCAGGAAAAAGCUGCACAAGCCGCGAAAGAGGCGCAGGCUUUGGCAGAUGCAGACACGGCGACGAAAACACCACCAGCAACACAAGCCCAGACAUUGAAUGCCGAGAGUCUCGAGGGUUCCAAUGGCGUGCCUGGAACAACUUCAGCCCCGGUCAAAGCAUCUCUAUCGAAGGGCAAGGGUGCCGCCAAUUUGAAGAAUAAUGCUGGCGUGGAUCGUUUGGGCAUGGGAUUCCAGCGUCUUGGACUUGCUCAGGCACGUACGAAUGCAUCGUUGCAGACCAAAUCGACCACCUCACCAACCGAUGCAAACGAAUCGAACUAUGCGCGCCAGAACUUUGCAUCCCAAAAAUCUAUCUCGAGUGACCAAUAUUUCCAACGAGGCGGCUACGAUCCUAAUCUCUCCGCAGAAACGCAAGCACGUCUUGCAAAUUUCCAAGGUCAGACAUCCAUAUCGUCAAAUCAGUAUUUCGGUCGGGACGAAGAGGAGGAAGAUGAUGUGCCUGCACAAAGUGACGACUUCUCUGACUUGGAGGCAUCUGCACGAGCGUAUUAUCGAAAAUUCAUGUCAAAUCCAGAUGUGCAGAACGGUCUGGAUAAACUUCGCGCGGGUGCGCUGAAGCUGUCACAAUAUCUCGAGGACAUGAGUCGAAAUGGAGCGUGA